AUGUUAUUGUCACAACAGACUACAGCGGAAGGCUACGAUUUACGAAAAUCCGAGAACAGCAAACGAAGAGAUUUGCAGGGCUUGAGAGGGAUUGCAAUCCUUUUCGUGCUCGUGAUGCAUUUACGACCAAACUUCUAUCGUCUUGGAUUUGUCGGCGUGGACAUAUUCUUUGUGCUGUCUGGCUACCUCAUGGCUAGAAUACUUCUUCGGAAAAACUUUACAAUGGAUUCUGUCUUUGUUUUUUACUGUCGCAGGUUCAAAAGGAUUGUGCCUUUAUACAUGGUUACGGUUCUUAGCAUAUACAUGUAUGGAUAUUUUUACAUAUUCCGUAUCGAUCGCAAACAAAUAUUUGACGAUCUCGUUUGGGCGUGCGCGUACACGUCCAAUCUGCAGCCAAUUUUCCAAAAGGUUGGAUAUUGGGAUCAGCUAUCGGCAUACAGAUUUUUUAUGCACACUUGGUCCCUCGGAGUUGAACUGCAGUACUAUCUCAUCGUACCUCUGCUUAUGGGCAUUGCAUCCUGCUGCAAGCAUAAAAUUCGACUAGUAUUCUUCCUUUCUCUGGUAGCUAGCUCUGCCUUCUUCCAACUCUGCAGCCCACCCAAUAUAUCUUACGGAUUCUUACUGUCUCGAAUAUGGCAGUUUAUGUGUGGGUCGAUCGCGUAUGAGUUUAGUAGACAAGAUUCACCAGAUGCAGUGCAUGAAUACAAACUUCUUCUGGAUCAAGACUGUGGAGAGCAGAAAACACGCGCAGUCGAUCGAGCCUCCGAAACAAAUUUGCGAAUCAAAUCUCUUGUUACCUAUAUCUGGCUUGUAGCGUUGGUGGUAGCAGUGUUAAUCAGUCCAAAGAGGAUUUCUGAUGAUACAGCGAGGGUAUGCGCAACAUUUAUGGCUGGAAUAAUAAUCUAUCUCAAUGCAAACGUGUUUUGUCUCACAAAUAACUACCUUGUUUACUGUGGAGAUAUAUCUUAUGUUUUAUACCUUGUUCACUGGCCAAUCAUUGUGGCAGUGCGGUAUUGUUGGGAUUCACAGACGCUAAGCGUCACCGGUGUUCUUAUCGUUGUAUUCGUCAGCUUUACGAUAUCAGUAGCAGCUCACCACACGCUUGAAGACUAUUUCAUGAAAAAGGGUGUUGUGCCAGCCCUCAUAUGUGUUAUUGCAUGCUAUGUAUGUAUACUUGGCUCCAAGCAAAUCUAUCUUCAUGCUCCACCAUUAGAGAGCAUCAACCCGAACACAUCAAAAAUUGAGUAUGCUAUUGAAUGGAACAUCAGAGAGUUCAGCAGAAGAAUUGAUUUGCCUUGCGGAGAAGAUGACACAGAAGGAUAUGCCAAAUUUAGCGGAGGAAGUCAAUGGCGAUGCGUUGCGGUAAGCAUAGCUGGUGCAGAGUAUCAAGGGCAAAACGGGCAAAAAGGUGGUGAAGGGCAAGAAUUAAGCAUACACUACCUUAUCAUGUGUCAGUAA
This is a messenger RNA of Cylicocyclus nassatus, 1458 nucleotides long. The record is from the annotation of a GenBank genome assembly. Lineage: Eukaryota; Metazoa; Nematoda; Chromadorea; Rhabditida; Strongylidae.